Magallana angulata is the source of this 7713-nucleotide messenger RNA. Its product is annotated as microtubule-associated serine/threonine-protein kinase 4-like. The record is from RefSeq and is a predicted model, not a curated record. The coding region runs from base 1928 to 6337 and encodes 1469 amino acids. Gene Ontology annotation, molecular function: protein binding; protein serine/threonine kinase activity; ATP binding. Gene Ontology annotation, biological process: peptidyl-serine phosphorylation; intracellular signal transduction. Lineage: Eukaryota; Metazoa; Mollusca; Bivalvia; Ostreida; Ostreidae. The transcript has 28 exons.
GUUUUAACUUGCCAGACGUUCUGUUGUUUUUGAUCCAGUGAUUAUUUACCUAUCUGCUUGAGCCAGCUGAUCUUGGGUGUAUUGGAUUUUACCUCCGUUUAUUGUCCCUCAGGAAGUACGCAAGAUCUUCAGCAGGUGAAAAUAUAAAGAUAACCAGGCCAGCAUAAAAACCAUUCUAGAAUUGGAUAUGCAGUAUAGUUGAUGGGUAGUGGUAGUCUGAACCAUGACAAGAUUUAUGAAGUAUGUACAGAGUUAGUACCAGCCAUGAUAGACAGGGCUUUGAUGCUGACAUUACACCGAGGAGACUGUCAUUCUAUCUUGAUUUUUGAUUCAGCUAAUAAGUAACUAUACAUUGCUCUUCCUCAAUUGUUUGACAACUGUGGACUUCUUGCAGGCUGUAGAUUGUUUGUAUUGUGUGACAAUUCUGAUUCACUCUGUUUAUAUAGAUCGUUUAUUUACUAACCAGUGUUGUAUCAUAUCCCCAAGGAAAUCUAUAUACCAUCAGCUGUGACGUCAAGGAGAUACACAAAGUGUUGAAAGUACAGAAAUCUGCACACCUGGUCAUUGGCCAAUCUCUGUAUAUAUAGAGGGCAAGUGAUUGAGUUUAUAGCAUUUAAUGCUUUGUAACUGGACAGUAAAGAAGAGCAUGUUGGACUGUUUAUGUCCAUAUAGAGGCAGCCAUACUGGACAGGAGAAUUUAUUGGAGAGAAAUCUUAGUGGCUGGGCAUAUUGUUGUGUCCCAAGAAGAUCUGAUUCCAUCUUUCUGGUUAAUCAAAGCAGAUCCCACUGAUGCCCCCAUUUUGGAUAUUGGAAAACUUUCCGACCUUCAAUUUGAUUUCGCUAAUGGAUCAUCUACAUCAAUAUUUGGCUGUCUGUUGGAAACUAAAUUAAAUCAAUUAGUUUAAAUGGGAACUUUUGUAUGCAUGUAUUAACUCUACUGCAUAGACUGAGAUUUGGCUGCCAUAGUAGGAUAUUUGUGUUUUUGUCGUGUACACAUUGGAGUGGCUGUCGGAGGAAGAGACUUCACAUCCUCCUUUUUUUCCAAUUUGUUGUUUUUUUCAAGCUGUUAACAGAAAGGAAAUGACUUCAGAGAUGUGAUUGUGGCUGCACAAAUCAAUGCUGGGCUUUAUAUCUGUACAUUUACAUGUUCAGUAAGUUAAAAUGUUUAUUACGAACCAAUUAGCACUUGUUCUGAGUCCAGGAAUCUUGUGAGAUCUGUUUAAGUGAAUAUUUGUGGUUCUUCGGAAAAUAUGAGGAAGGCAUUUUAUUGAGUGUUCAGUGGAGCAGAUGGGAUGCGUACAGCAUAUGUUUGAAACAAAACUAAUUAAAAUUGCCGAUGAGGAAAAAAUCUUGAAUUUUUUACACAACUUGCAAGAUAUGUGUCUCUUUUUCUUCUAUGAUGGGAAACAAUUGUAGGUAGGCAGAUUUCUUACCUACGCCAACAAAAACAAAAUGUUUACAUACCAGCAUAGGUUUAUACCUCUUCUGAUGAGGCGUGUAAAAAGUCAGUUGGCUACUUCAAGAUGCAUACAGAAGUAACGCAAAGGAUUCUCUGAAAGUGUGUCAUAAGGUGCCAGAAUUUCAUUACUUGUGUGGAGAGCUGCAGGAAUUUGAAGACACUGUACUUAAAGGUGUAUUGUCCUCUCCUGUAAUCAUCCUUUGUGAAACUGAUCUUUAAUAUAAAAUUUAGCUUUGAUAUUUUGUUCCUGGGAAUGAAAAAGAUGCAGCACUCAGUGACUCUUACUGUGACAAGUCACAUUUGAAACAGAUAAUGAAAUUCAGAGUCAAAGUGUGAAAACUUAUUAGUUUUUAUUUUCUGGAGGUCUGCUUAUUGUACCUGAACACUUGAGACGUCAAUAAUCAUCUGUGAUAACUUAAUGUAAUACAACCAUGGUGUAUUUUAUGUGGCUUUGGAAAUAGGUAGAAAAUGAAGCCUGCAAUUAGUGAUUUACCCCAAAACAGUAAGGAGGGUACACCAUCAAUGGAUGGAAGUCCUUUGUCUGUGUCAAAGGGUGAUAUUCCUGGGGGUCAGACUGACAUAGUGAGGAUGAGGAGCGAGGUUCCCGGGGUGAUCACAAGGAGGCGGGGCUGUGUGCCUCUAAGAGUUCGGAUUUAUUCAUCGUCAGAUGUAGAAUGUGACCUGAACCCUUCGAGAUAUUCUGAUGGCUGCCUCAUAUCACCAAGUCCUCUGUCACCAAGUGUUCGUCGGAGCCUGGAUGAAUUUCCCCUGGGUCGGCCGGGAAGCAUCCGACGCCUACAGCGGACCUUGUCAGAAGAUUCAAGGCGUCGGAGGGAGAGUCUCCCCAGCACCCCUAUCAGUCUCCCUUCCAAUAUGAACAACAUUACCAGUCACUCGGGGCUGGGACACAGUGUUGGAGCACUCAUUGAACCAAAUCUGUUACGAAUGAAGAAUUCCAUUUUAGGACAGUCUGCUCCAUCCCUCACCGCAGGAUUGAAGGAGCCAGGAUUUGGAAGAAGAGCAAGUCGAGUUCGUAAAUCCAUCGUUGGUCCCAAUACUUCCCCAGUACUUCCUCAGAGAUGUCCAUCCCCACAAUUACAUGGAAGUAGUCCCCAUGACAGUCCCAGGAACAUGUCACCCAGCCAGCACAGCAACUUCCUGUUCCAAAAUGUCAGGAAGUGUGAUGGGAGACGCUGGUCCUUUGCCUCCCUACCUUCCUCAGGAUACGGAACAAAUACACCUGGCAGCUCCAAUGUUUCGUCUCAAUACUCAUCCCAAGAACGUCUUCACCAGUACCAGCCAGCUCCUGAGGAAUGUAGCAGCAACGAGGGAGAAGAAGAGGGACGCAAAUCGCCCCUCUCCCCCCUCCUACGACCCAGAUCUCGCAGUCUGAGCUUGUCCUGGCUUGCACUUGACAGUCCCAUGAUUUCCCCAUGUGGUGAUGAAAUUGUGAUGAUGAACAGUGUUUAUAAAGAGAGAUUCCCAAAGGCCACAGCACAGAUGGAGGAGAAACUGAAGAAAUUCAUAGAGCAGAACAAGUUGGAGGAGGUGGACUGUGACGCCAUCACGCGGUUCCUGCACCACCAGGUGAUGGAGCUGGCGCGCGACUGCCUGCAGAAGUCACAGGACAAACAAAUCACCGGCUCCUACUUCUUUGAGCUCUCGGAAAAAUUGGAGAAAUUGCUGAUAGAUGCACAAGAAAGGGAAGAUAUUGCAUACGAGUUUCUGUAUCCCCUCAUCAAGAACCUUUACCUAAUUAUAUCCAGGCCAUCCAGGCUAUUGGAAUGUUUGGAAUUUGACCCAGAGAAGUUCUACCAGUUACUGGAAGUGGCCGAAGGUCAGGCAAAGGAACACUUGAAGACAGACAUUCCUCGCUACAUCAUCGGCAAACUAGGCCUGAACAGGGACCCACUGGAAGAUCUAGCUGAUGGGGACACUGCUAGUUCUGAGCUUGAUACCUCCAUUACUGAUGAAAUUACACAGAAACGACGUGUAUACAAGUUUCAUACUCCUGUGGAAGAUGAUUUUGAAAUCAUAAAGCUGAUUAGCAAUGGGGCAUAUGCUGCUGUUUAUCUUGUACGCCAUAAAGAAUCUCGGCAAAGAUUUGCCAUGAAGAAGAUCUGCAAACAGAACUUGAUUCUACGCAAUCAGACAGAGCAGGUCUUCACGGAGAGGGACAUCCUCAGCUUCACUGAAAAUCCAUUUGUUGUCAGCAUGUACUGCAGCUUUGAAACCAAGCGACAUCUCUGCAUGGUGAUGGAAUAUGUGGAAGGAGGGGACUGUGCCACACUUGUUCAUAAGGGCGGACCUCUGCCCUUUGAUCUUGCCAGGAUGUAUUUUGCUGAGACGGUGCUUGCUCUGGAAUACCUACACAGCUAUGGAGUAGUUCACCGUGAUCUCAAACCUGAUAAUCUUCUCAUAACAGCCACCGGCCACAUUAAACUCACAGACUUUGGGCUUUCAAAAAUUGGACUCAUGAGCUUGACCACCAAUCUUUAUGAGGGAUCUCUGGAGCAGGACUGCACAGAAUUCAGUGACAAACAAGUGAUUGGUACCCCAGAGUACAUUGCUCCAGAAGUUAUCCUCAGAAAAGGAUAUGGAAAACCUGUGGAUUGGUGGUCAAUGGGAAUUAUUUUGUACGAGUUUCUUGUUGGAUGUCCACCUUUUUUUGGAAACUCUCCUGAGGAGUUAUUUUCACAAGUCAUCAAUGAGGACAUUGAGUGGCCUGAGGAAGAGGAGUGGAUGGUGCGGGACGAUGCCCGCGACCUGAUCACCCAGCUCCUCCAGCACAACCCCAUCAACAGGCUGGGGACGGGUGGGGCCCAGGAGGUCAAGGACCACAUCUUCUUUAUGGACCUUGACUGGGCCGGGCUUCUCAGACAGAAGGCAGAGUUCAUCCCAGACCUAGAGGGCGACGAGGACACUAGCUACUUUGACAGCAGGUCAGACAAAUACAAUCAUGACAUAGAGACGGAGGACACAGAGGAUGAUGCUGACGACUCUUUGUUCCAGAGUUUUGCCUCCUCCUCUCCCAGGUUCUACUACAAGAUUGACGAGAUGAAUGAGAUGCGUGACAGAGAAGAUAGCAGAAGAAGACAUUCCAGUGCUGAUGAGAUGAGGACCCAGUUACUGCAGAAGCAGGCUUUGGAGAGGAAGGACUCAAACCAGUCGGAGAGUUCUGAUACCUCGCUUGAACUACAGCAGCUGAUGAAGAAGGAUAUUAGUGGUGUAGACUCCACAGACACAUGUAAGGCAGGAGAUAGCAGCAGCUCAAAGUUUGAUGAGGAAGUGUUUGCAGCAGCACCUGAGCAAACACCACCCAGGAAAAGCACACUGGCAAUAAUGUUUAGUACGCCACCAAAGAGUCAGAUUCCCAAAACAAGCACCCCAGAGACCCCCAAACCUACUCACCGUCACCCUACCACCAGCACCCCAGAGAGCUCAGACAACAACACCAGCGACGACUCUCCCAAGAUCUCCAAGAGAGAACUUCGACCACCUCCCAUCAAGAGUAUCAUCCCAAAGUUGGCCAUUUCCUCUGAUGAAGAUAAGGACAAGGGUUCAGGGGUCAAAGAAUUAUCUCCUGUUGAUGAAAAGAAAGAGAGAGAUAUUGAGUCCAGCUCCUUAAGUAGGAAGCUUCUGCAGAAAUCGGCCUCAACCACAGCCCUCACUCUGCUUAUUCAGCCCACAGAUGAGUUUGUGGCUAAACCUAUGUUAUCUCCAGGAGGCUCCAGCACUAGUUCUCGGGACGCUUCCCCUUCCAGAGAUGUGUCCCCCCUGGCCAAGUCUCUCAACCCGCCCAUCAUUAUCAGAAAGGGCGCCCGUGGAUUCGGCUUCACUCUGAAGACUAUCCGUGUGUACCAGGGAGAGAGUGACAACUACAAUCUACAGCAUGUGGUGGUGGCAGUAGAACAGAAUAGUCCAGCGUACGAGAGUGGAUUACGCCCGGGCAUGUUGAUCACCCAUAUCAAUGACGAGCCAGUGCAGAGUCUGCUAUACACCAGAGUCAUACAGAACAUACUGAAAGGAGGAGAUGUUGUGAGCAUACGUUGUGUGCCAAUGGAAAGUACCACCAUCAAAAGAGGUGGAAAGCGUAGAGCACAUCCAGGAAAAAUGGUCCGAAAAACCAACAAGAAGAAGGGGGAUGAAAAAAUAAGGGAAAAAACUAAAGGGAGAUCCAUUCUCCGAAGGUUGAGUUCUAAAUCUAAGAAAACAGAUUGGUCCACUUCUCCCUUGAUGGUGACAGGCCGAUCUCUUGGCAGUGGAGCAUUCAGCAAGUCCUGGACUUGUGGAGACAGUAGCAGUGGGCAGCUAAAGGCAACAAAGUCUUUCCCUGGUGCAAUUCCUUGGUCUCCAGAUUCCUCACUCGGCAAUUCCUCAAAUAGUUCUGCCAAUUCCAGCUCCCCCAACUCCCCUGCGAGUAAUUCCACAUUCGGCAGGCCAAGUUCGUUACACGGGUUACACCAUAAUAAGCGCACUCACAGCAUAAAGUCACCACAUCGUCGGAGGUCUGUUCACAAUAUUCCAUUGUCUCCCUUGGCUCGAACCCCCUCCCCCUCACCCAUGCCAACUUCUCCAAAUCGCAGUCCCAGUCCUCUCGCAUUUACGCAAGGUCAAACUUCUUCUGGUCAUCAAAUUGGAAGCUCCAACAUGCCUCAGCAAACUUAUCCAGCACAAAUGAACUCUUCGCAAUCCCCUAACACAAGCAUUACAAGAAAGACUUCCUUUUCUCGACCCAAAAGUUGUGAGCCGGGGUCACCCCUUCUGAGAAGAGCCCUCUCUCCUGACCGUCUUCACCCUCACUCGGCCGAGAAAGCCGUCGUUCAGAGGAAGGGGUCUCUACAGGAGAAGAAGAGUCAUUUAUACGAGUCAGUGUGAUGGAUAGAGCUCCUCCAGUGGGACAUUGUAAAUCAUUCAAUGGCAACUGCUAUUUAAACUUGCAGAACAUAGUGAAGCAAAAACUACAAAUCUGCUCCCCCAACCCUUUAAUGUGAUAUAAAAUACCUAUAUACAUGUAUAUUGUUUUUUGUGUGAGUGCUUGUUAAUUACUAGAUCUUCCCCCCAUUUAUUGUUUUUUCAUGCGUGACUAGCUUUUUUCUGUGAUGAUCAUUGUAACAAACCUUCCCAUGCUCAAAGCUUGUGCUAAACUAGAAAAUUUAUGUGAUAUGAUAAUACUGAAACCAUUUGUUGAUGUUUGUUUACAUAUUCAUGUGCAUGUACAUUGAAAAACUUUACGUUGUUUAUAUGGAUAGCAUUUUGAGUAGUGCUAAGGCUGGAAGACUCAAUCCAGUUGAAGAAUUUACUCAAAUUACAAGAUUAUAAAUGCUAGAUAGGGGAAGAAAAUCCUGUUCAUUUUGAGUCAAAUUCUGAACUGUGAUGUUUUGUUGAUUACUAGGUGCUUUCAGAAACCAUUCACACAUAAUUUGUUGACUUGUUAAUCUUCAGAGGUAAUAGAAAAUGUCUUUUUCAUUUAGGUCUCUCAAGUUUCCAAGAUUAAACACUUUUUACUAUAAAAAGAUAUAUAAAAUUGAAUGAAAUAAUAAGCCUUGGAUUAAUCUUAUCUUCAAUUGGUAAUAAAAGUUAAGCAUAUUCAAUUUAAGAAUUUAUAUUUCAUCUCUUCUACACUUUUUAUUACACUGAAGAUUAACAAUACUUUGUUUCAUAAAUGUUGACGUAAAUGGCAAAACAACCAAUGACAUUCACCCCAUCAUCAUGUUUAUGUCUCAUUUUCAUUGUAUGGAUUUCUAUGUAAUAGAAUAUUUCACUUGUACUCUGUAAAUAAAUGGACAUCGCACAAAUAGUAACACCAGUGGGAAAAAAUUAUUCUAACAGACUCGCCUCAAAAUUUGACAUUAUGAUGCUUUAUGCUGGAGAUUGCUUAAAUUCCUUCUUUUCUUUUUUUAUAAAUUAAAAUGUCUAAAUGUUUGAUUCUAACUCUGUGUGAAUUUUUUUAAAUGUAUUUUUAACAUCUUGACUGUACAGUAAAUCUGAACGUGCUCAUUUUUUUCUUGGAAUUACUUAAUCUUGUCUGUUUGGCUGGAGAAGGUUGUCAAAAUUAGGUAUGAUAUAUCUACCGAGUCCAUAGACACUGUGUGUAGUAGUCGUGCUUCUUCAAUGUUUUAAAGUACUUAGUGUGUCGUCCACAUUGAUCUCAUAUAAGUGUAAACCCACUGCCUGUACAGAUGUACCUUACUGACGUUUGAUUGAGAAUAUAUAUAUAUUGUCAUGUUUGAAUAAAUGCUAUAGUUAUAUUG